Phascolarctos cinereus (koala) is the source of this 8764-nucleotide messenger RNA. It is a transcript of the gene EIF4EBP2, whose product is annotated as eukaryotic translation initiation factor 4E binding protein 2. Lineage: Eukaryota; Metazoa; Chordata; Mammalia; Diprotodontia; Phascolarctidae. Gene Ontology annotation, biological process: negative regulation of translational initiation. The record is from RefSeq and is a predicted model, not a curated record. Gene Ontology annotation, molecular function: eukaryotic initiation factor 4E binding. Gene Ontology annotation, cellular component: cytoplasm.
UCCGCCCGCCCGCCCGGCCCGGCCCGAGCAUGUCCGCCUCGGCCUCGGGCGGCGGCCCCGGGCCCGGCCCCCAGCACAGCCAGAGCCAGAGCCGGGCCAUCCCCACCCGCACCGUGCCCAUCAGCGACGCCGCGCAGCUACCUCACGACUACUGCACCACGCCCGGGGGGACGCUCUUCUCCACCACGCCGGGGGGAACCCGAAUCAUCUAUGACCGAAAAUUCCUGUUGGAUCGUCGAAAUUCUCCCAUGGCUCAAACUCCACCGUGCCACCUCCCUAAUAUUCCAGGAGUCACCAGUCCUGGCACCUUGAUUGAAGACCCCAAAGUGGAAGUGAACAAUCUGAACAAUCACGACAGGAAAUCUGCUGUAGGGGAUGAUGCUCAGUUUGAGAUGGACAUCUGAUCAGUCUCCAGAUGACAGGAGAAGCAGCAGCUCCGAUACCUGCGUGUACCUGAAUUGACCAAUAGGAUUGAGAACUGAAAAGACAGAAGAGGCAGUAGCAGCAUCCUCCAUUGCAGUCCCUGCCUCAUCCUGCAGGUGCCAAAGGAUCAGAAGACUAGCUCCCGUUCGUUGACUUCUCUCCUCUGCUCCAGUUUCCCUUAGCCCAGUCUGACUGAAUCAAGGCCCCUUGAAUAUUCCUGAACAGGCAAAAGCCUGCAGAGGAAGGGAGCUGAACCUUCACUCUCCUGGUCAUCUUUCCGUCAAGGUGGAGAGCUCCCUUCCGUCCCAAGCUAGAUGUCAGUUACCAGCUAUUACAGAGCUGGGGAGGGAGAUAGAUGUAGGUCUGUUGGAUUCAACAUCAUCCAUUUUCCUUCCCCUUUGGCCUUCUGUCCCUUGUGUAUUUCAUUUAUGAAUAGUCAGAAGGCAGGUUGCUUGCAUUUUGACUUUCAGAGCUGUCAAGGGUAGGAGGGGAAAUGAGUUGCUAGUUACCUUGACCUUGGGUGCCCCUCAAGGCAGGAGCUCGCUCUCAAAUGCUUCUCUGAAACCUGGGUUCUGACUUCCUGUCCUCUAAUGCUCCAUUGCCUAGCCCCCGUCCCUUCCCUCUACCUUCUUUCCUUUGGGGAGGUAUGUCCUCUGUGCAGGACACACCCCCAACCCGCUAUCCUUUCCCUUUACCUACCCGUUUGAACGAAACUUUUUUAAACUUUGUAUUAGAGGGAGCCAUUAGUACACAGCUACUGUGCCUCCUCUCUUAUUCCUCUCCCUUGAAAUUCCUGUUUGCAGAAACUAAUUUCCCUUGUUUUUCUCAAAUGUCUCAGUGACUCCAUCAGCACCCAGAGCAGGUCUGCACCAAGGUAAAGGGUCAGCAUUGGCAUCUGCUUUGUGGAUGGUUUACGUUGUUGCUCCUUCUUUGAUUUUAGAUUUAAACUUGAAAAAUGACCUCUUCCCAGUUGGCUUGGGAUGCAUUUGGAGACCUAGUCUCAAUAGUCAACUUCUGUCUCAGGUUGGCAAACAAGCUUUCCAUCCUCUCUGUUGCCCUGGUUUCAGUCUCCUGUUCUACGAAUGAGUGGGGAGUAGAGUUUGAGACUGAUGUGAGAACUGACCCAGACUUUCUCCUGGCAUAGUUCUGCCCUCUGUGGCUGACUAAUGUAGAAUUGGAGAUAAACAUGGGCUUAGUUUCACCCUUGCUGUCUUUCUCUCCCAGCCUUCCCACUGUACCCUGUUGUUUCCCUGUAUUUUCUCGUUUCUCUGCCAGUCUGUUUUGCAGCCUGACGUCAGAGGUACCUUACUUGAUCUGAGUCAGUAUCUGAUAACAUCUGACACUCCUAGCUUAGGAGUGAACCUUUAUUUUUAAGAUGACUACAGACUUAUUUUCUAGAAACGUUUUCAGUCAAAUUCUGGACAGCAACUUUUUCAUUAAACAUUUUCCAGUGUCAGGAAGGUGAAACGUUUCUGUGGAAGAGGCUUGCUGUUCUCAUGCCUCAUUUAAUACUUUUUUUUUCUUAAUUGAAUACUCUGGAUACCUUCCAUAAGAGCUUUAUAGUGAAGGUUAUUUGAUAAUUCUGUCCCUGAUACAGGCCUAUUGGCAGUUGGGACAUAACCUGCUGGGAGGUCACCUUGGGCUAGGUAAACUUCCAUCCAGAGUUCUUUUGAGAGAAGCAUGUCCGGAAUCCCAAGAGGUUACCAUUGAAGGGGGUUAGAUGUAGAGAUUUCCCAGUCUCAUUGUACUGACGAAGUGCCUCUGUGUAGCUUGGGGUUUCUAUUAUUGAUUCUAGUUUGAUACGGCCAUGGCUCCUUGGCUCUUGAGAGAGCUGAGGCUCUGGGGAGUGACCUUGUUGGGUGAUAUGUGCGUUUCUGGGCUCACGAGGAGCCUUGAAGGGCAGAGCGCCUUGGGGAGAUCAGUGUCCGCUUCGAACUCAUGGUCUGCAGGGUUGGCCUGACCUUCUGGAAUGUCUGCUGGCUGAGAGGAGCCUUCUCUGAUAUAUUCAUCAAGACUGGCUGGACUCAGGGAAGUUCCUUCCUCAUUGCCUGUUGCUUGGAGGGUGAAUUGGCUUUCAAGGGGUAUGGGGGUAAGAGAAUGAAUAUCUGUGGAUGGUAUAAUUUGAUAGAAGUCACUUCGGGGUCAAAUGUCUUGGCACUUGAAGGCUUUAGUAAUUGGAGUUCUAGUUUGGGACAGAGUAUUCUGUCUCUAAGUAAGUCAGUGUUUUGCUGGGGCAGAGAUGGACUUUUUUCUUGUUCUCCUGUCAGUCUUGGGGCUAACUGCAGUUUGAGUUACUUGAGGAAUUCUUGCUUAGCCUUCACUACCUCCUCUUGUUGAUUUUUACUAAUUGCAUUCUUCUGCUGAUGGAACUCCGCAAAGAUCUCUUCUUCUUUCUCUAGCCCAAGGCUUUUAACUUCUAACGUUUCUUGGCCUGCUUUCAGCCUCAUGGGCUGAUUCUCGAAGGGCUUGGUACCUCUCAUCAAGGUUCACCCUUAUAAGUGUGCUUCUGUGAGCAGAAGUAACACCUAUUUGCAAUAACUGACAAUUGUUCCAACUGAUUAACCCCCCAUGAGAUUCGAGUCUAGCAUAGGGGGCAUAAAUCCUAUGUUUUGAGAUCUCCUUUACUGCACGUCUAAGACUAUCAAGUCCACUUUGAAGACUCCUGCCUCAGGCCAAGGGGUGAAGCUCAGCUUCAGGCUUUGUAUGGGCAGGACCUGACCCAGAACAGUUUUUACAAUGAGUCAUCCGGCAAAGCGUGCUUGGGCUGCUGACGUGGCAAUGAUUGAGUCUGACGCAUCGUGCCUAGUCGGUUGAUGGAGUCCUUGGUGUAUGGUAACAAACUCGAGAAGAAAACUUUGCUGCGUUAUUGUGAAGAUAAUUUGCGUAGUAGCAAUUGAGACACUGGUUUGUGGGAACUCUGGUAGGCCUUGUUUGGAGUGAACCCGGAUUUGGCAUAAGACCUUUUCAAUGCAGCCUCGUUCCCCUACUGCCAGUUUUGGGAGGAAGAGACUACAGAAUGAAAUGAAAGGACCAAUUCUUCCUCCAUUUAAUUCCCCUUGUGGAACUGCUUGUUGUAGUAGGGGACUUAGAUUACUUGCCUCAAGGAACUUACCCAGGCCAGCAGUGUCAUCCCCACCGAGUUGAUGAACUCCGUAUCCAUGCUGUGAGGGAUACUGUGCCACUGGGCUGUCUUGGUACUUCUCCAUAUCGUCUUCAAAAUAGUAAUAAAUUAAUAGGGUCAGUAAACAGUGAUCUAGAUGGCCUUCUAGGUUGACUCCUGCUUCUGUCACAUCGAUGACCCUGCUAAAUAUAGUAACGUAAAAAAUCAGUUUCCUUGCCCUAGCAUAUUUGGUCUGAGUGUUCAGUCCAGCCCCUCAGGUGAGUCAUGCAACAGAUCCAUAAUCGCAGGGCGGAUUCCGAUGUAGAUUUCGAUGCUUGUCUUAAGCCUUUUGAUGAAACCUAUUUGAAUCUUACUCUUCCUCCCCAAUACUUUUGAGGUAUAGUUUUGUUCUUUUCCCCAUGACUGUGUGUGCAUGUUUAGGGUUUUGUAGUGGGUAAUUCUGUAUAACCAGACCGUUCUGUCUUGUGCUAAAGCCUUCUUCAUCUUUCCCUCUUUCUUUUCUUCAUUGGCUCUAAACAAACAGUUGGUUCCCCUUUGGAUCUCUGAUUACUACCUGUUGCUGUCCCUGCCCAUCCUUCCACAGGACUUGGCUUGUGUGAUUGAGUUGCUGGUGGCUCCUUAGCAUCUGGGUGAAAGUCACCAGCCUGUGCAGCUUUCUAAAAAGCUGUUUGUUUUUGUUCUGAGCUGUGAAAAGACCCUGAUGGUGAAUAUGUUUUCACAUGAGGCAGAAGAAUUUCUUAGGAACUUGAUUCGGUUUCUACUACAAAAUGUGAAUAGUUAAAGGAACAGAGUGUUUCUCAGGAAUAAGCUACAUCUUUAGUGUUUAGGGAAUGUUUGCGUGUAAAAAUUUGGGGAUGAGAAAAGUAGCCAUACCAAAAAAAAAAAUUCUAUCCCUGAGUUAUUUCUAAUUAAACUCUUACGAAGUGUGGCUUUCCAUGUUCUUAAAAAACUUUAAAUUGCAUGCAUAGCAGGCCCUGCUGGGAUCGCUGGUGCAAGAGAGAGCUUGGUCCAAUUCAGAAAUUGGCAUAAAGUGGUCUACUACCAGGCAGUGAAUCUCUUGAUGGGUUUGAGCUUCGUUGUUAACAUGGGAAAAUGUGAUAACUUCAUUGAACAAAAAAUAUGGAUUAGAAACUCAAUUUUGAAACAAUGAGUCAUUGUAGUAAUUUGUUUUCUCUUGAGGGGAAGAUUGCAGCCAAAUCCCCUUCCCUCUUUUAAACCCUCUCACCCUCACCUCUGAGACGGAAAGUCUCCCCAAAGCCAUGUAAAGUUGUAAGAAGUGCUCUUCUGAUGCUGAUCCCAAGAGGUUUUCUGAUCUCCCUGUCAUUAACUGUUUUUAAUUAAACAAAGCCAGGACACCAACUUGAAUACCUAACUGCAGCCAAGAAGAUCAGUAUUCUGAGAGAGAGAGAGAGAGAGAGAGAGAGAGAGAGAGAGAGAGAGAGAGAGUGAGAGUGAGUGUGUAUGUCUGUGUGUUUGUGUCUGUGUGUCUGUGUGUGUCUGUGUUGGGAGGGGAGGGGUGUUGGGAUGCUAUGGGCUGAUUCUCUUCCUGGACGUUCCUUGAGUGUGUGUUCUUAAGGCAGUGUUUAAGAAACAUGCAGGGAGAGGGCCCUUUUGGUCUAGAUGACCCUUAAUUUGCAUUUUCCUUUCUGUGCCUCUGAGACAACCCAUCUUUCUUGCUGUGGUCUUCUCCUUGCCAGUUCUGGCAGCAACAUCUUCAGGGUCAAGAAUCAAAUUCCUUCCAGAUCUGCUUCACUGGAUCCAGAAUGUAAUUUUAAUGUUCUCAUUCAUUGAGUAGAUGAUCCAGAUGCUGAAGACUACUGGGAUUUAGUGAAAUGGCCCUUCCAGGGAUCUGUUGCCGAACACCUUGGUUUUUUUUUUUUCAUCCCAUAAAGAAUGAAAUUAAGAUUUAAAUCAAUGAGCUUACUUAUUUAUGAUUUAUUGCUGCUGAACGUGAUUGACUCUUCCAAAAGCCAAACCAGGAGGGAAGAGAGUUCUGAAGUCUUGGAACUGAGUCUCUUCCCCAUGGACUGACUGGUGUUGAACAUGUUGAAUGAAUGCGUGGGUGAGUAAGAGGGGGCCACCCCUCUAAGUAGGAGGCAGGUCUGUAUUUCUACCUGACCCUCAGCGAUCCCAGACCUUUUUGGCCCAAUCCUAGUCAUAGAGGCUAACGUUUUUCUCCUCAUUAUCCCAAAUGCCAGGUUUUCAUUUCUGAUGACUAGAUUAAAGUCUUCUCUUGACCUUUAGAAAGUCGCUUCACUUCUCUUGGCCUCAGUUUCCUUGUCUGUGAAAGAAGGAGCUAGACCAGAUGUCUCUAACGUCCGGUUCGGUUCUGGAUCUCUGACCAUGACUCAGGAGUGCCAGGUCAAGGGACGAGGAGCUGCAGUAGGACUAAUUGGAUUGAGGGAGCAGUGCAGGGUCAAACCAGAAUCAUGAAGCAGUGACCCCAGUGGGGAGACGUGAUGUGAUUAACAGAGGUCAGGAUCUGAGCACGAGCAGACAUGGCAAACAAGAAGCCAGGUCAGAAACAUAGAAGAUCGUUUGGUUUGCCAAGUCCAGGCAGGAAUAUCAGAAAUUAGAAUGAGCAGAGGUAGAGGAAGGACCCUGCUAGGAUGUAGAUUGAAACAGGGUAGCAUUUGGGGCAUAAAGCUCUAUCAGCUGAGAAGAGAGGAGAGGCCCAAAGUACUUGGCUAGACCUGAAGACCGCUUCCACCUUACCCUGGUUUUUCAGUGAAGACACUGACAUUGUUUUGAUAGAUGUGUGUUUUUAAAGUGAGACCAGCCUCUUUGCCUAGGUUGAACUCUCUAAAGUACUUGCUUUUCUCAGCAGACGUUUUCCCCCCCAUAGGUGUUAGAGGUUCCUGCAUUAAAAAAUGCAGUCUUUUAUAUGUUUGAGUGUCAGCAUUUAUCUAAUGACUGAAGAGCUUGAGCAGGUGUUCCAUGAUUUCUGAUUAUUCCUUUUCUUCACUUCUUCAUCGUCAGUAAUCUGGCAUCUUCUGCCCUUUAAUGGUGUCAAAUCCAUUGUGCCUAGCGGCCCCUUACUGUUGUAUCGGCGCUUUGAAAGAGGGUCCUUUCGUUGGGCCUGGGCUUAAGUCCCCUCUGUGUCCCCAGCAUUGCAGUUGUGCUGAAUCAGCGUUUACUUUGGUGAUUGAAGCCAUGGCUGCUGCAGAGUCACCUGGUUUCUGUCAUCCAGAGUCGUCGGUUGGCCAUUCAUCCAAUCAGAUAUUUAUUUAUUGAAUGUCUGCUUAUUUCUGUGCAAAGAGUUCCACUCAUUUUAAGUUCCCAGGUGCUUCAGGUAUUGGUGUCUUUGUGACUAUUUAGAUGGGAAUCCUUUCUCAAGUUCCACCUCUUUUCUUCCCUAGUUGGAUACUCAACUGUUAGAGCGGUUGCUUUGGGGUUCCUUAUUCUUAAACCCUUUGUUGGCAUUUUGCCUUGUGCUCUUAACCACAGAAAUGGUAGCGUAGGGCCGCACCUUGCAAGGAGAGAAGUCUGUCUCCUGUUGCCGGUAUUGGCCAGCAGAGGGCAGUGUCUUACCCCCCAGUGCAGAGUUGGAAUGAGAGCUUCCCCUACCUUUGGCAAUCUUUCCACAGAGUAAAGCAGAGCCCUUCCCCUGCUCUCUUCUCCCUGGUUCAGAGCUUUCCCCACUUUGCACUUCUCUGGACCAUAGGUCUGUGGACAGUUGGCGGGCUCUUUAUUAAUCUGCGUAACCCAAUCACAUUUAUAGAGGAGGUAGAAGGGAUUCAUUUGAAAUGAGGGCUUCAUUCUUAGGAAUCUGUUUGGAUUCUGGACUUUGAGGGGCUUUGACCAUCCCUAUAACUUGUAGCUUUUCAUUUUCCCUAAAUGAAGAUGGGCUUGGAGCCAAGAAAAGGCGGGCCCCAGUUCCCAGGGACCUAAGUCUUGUCACUGUUUUGCUCAUGGUUUUUAUUUCGAAAUUGAAGUUUUUUUGACAUUAGACUGGAGGCCAAGUCAAAAUUGGAUUUUUUUCCCCAAAAAACUAUAAGGAUUUGGUUGGUACAUAUUUAUUUUCCCAUUUAUCCCUCUGGGGAAUAUGAACUGCUUCCUAUGGGCUGGUCCUGGAAGUUGAUCCCUUUUGUUAAAGCUCAGAUACAGGAAAGGUCUUUGGUUCUCAUGUUAAUCUUGCUGCGCUUUCCUUUCCUUAAAUGCUGCAGACCCGGCAGACUGCAUCUUAUGUCUGGGAUGCCAGAAUGGAAAACAGGUGGCUUUGGGGAAUGUGACUGAGAUGAAACAAGUUCCCUAAGGCGUUUAAACUCUUACUCUACUCCCUGUCUAAUGAUUGGAGCAGGUGGAGAGAUGCUUGGAAGCUUGAUAAUCAUCUGUCCAAAUGGGGUUCUUGAAAGGGAAGUCUCCUCUUCAGUGUUAGAGAGUAUUGGUUCUUGAAACUGAAGUUACUUAAUAUCCCAGGCUUGUAAGACUUCAUGAAUCAAGCAAGUGUGGCAUGCCCAUUCUAGCCCCCACAUUCCUUCCCUACUCUUUAGUCCUGAUCUUAAAAACAAAACAAACCCACCUGUGCCAAGGGUAAUUUACUUGAAACUAUGGGACAAGCCCCAUUCUAUAUAUAGGCUAGAGAUCAGAUUAGAUGAGGAGGAUGAAUGGUCCAUCUCACUUACUAACUUCCCCAUGUCUGUGCUAGUAUCACCGGGCAUUGGUGGUCCAGUGCCUUUCUUUCACCUCAAGAUGGAAUCCAUCUAUUUUCUACCUUGGUGAAGCCGCCCUCUUCCUGAGGGAGGUGAGGUAGGCCUUGAAGGUGUCUUGAAGAACCCAAAGGACACUUGCAUGUUGGGUGUCCAUUUUAAGCUUCUUUUUAAUAAUCUUUUAUAAAGAAAAUGCUCAUUCCCCUUGCCCAGUCCACGUUGAUCCCUUGUUCUCUUAACCCUUUCUUUUCAGUGCCAUUCUGAAUGAAAAAGCUGUGGCUAGUCAGAAAUUGUGCUGAGACCACCUCCCCUGCCCCUGGCCACCUCCUUACCCACUCUUCUUUCCCACUCCCUUCCUUUCCAUUAUCAUUCUGGAUGGAAAUCAGAGGCUGCCAGCCAGGGCCUUUAGGCACUUCUGUAUAAUUCCAUGGGUGUUUUGUGGGUUUUUUCUUUUGUUUUUGCUUUGGUUUUUAUUUUAAUUGUUUUUCAAAACCAACAGGUAUUUGGAAACAUAGGAAGACUCUCACCAAUGGUUUCUGUUAGUUAGAUCAAUAAAGAUCUUGACUAAAAA